Molecule: messenger RNA, 10453 nt
Organism: Paramuricea clavata
Lineage: Eukaryota; Metazoa; Cnidaria; Anthozoa; Malacalcyonacea; Plexauridae
Source: the annotation of a GenBank genome assembly
AUCGGAACUGAUUCGGAAUACAUCGUCUUGUCGAAAAAAAUGAAAUAGAUUCAACUAGAACACUUCAGUGAUUUUUACAGUUCAUCGACCUUAAGCACUAUUAAAAUGUUACAUAUUUGAAUUCUAAUUAAUAAUAUAUUGAACAUUUAAUGUCUCAUUUGGCUUUUCGCCCUGUUGACAACAAAAUCUAAAUAAACCUAAUAUGUUCGAUUGCUAGCAGGGUAUAUGUUCGACGAGUGUUUGUUUGUUUAAGCCAUUUGUUUAUAUCCGAAUACAAACUUCGUGGAAGAUCAAAUUGGCAUGAUAUGGUGGCUCCAUUUCCUUUGGCGAAGCUCCUCACUUUGGUGAUGCGACAAACUGCGAAGCCAGUCGCAAAGGGUAUCAAGUCUUUGGCAAGGAAGAAUGCUGUCUUCAGAAAGUACAUCUGUGUCCUACCAGCGCAAAGUGAGUGUUAAUUAUCGUCUAUUUUGUACAUGAAACCACUGAGGUUAAGUUAUUAUUUAAUACUGAUUGACAAUUUAUUGUGAAUUUAAUGUCCAGGGUCUCCAGGCGACGUAAAUAUGUGGUCUGUAUAAGUCUCAAUCAGUAUUAAACCAAAGCUGGGUGAUAUAAAUUUUCCCACUAUUUAAAGUCUGAUAUAUAUGUCCCAAAUUAUAUUUUUACUGUAUAAUUGUUACAUUUUACUGCCCGUUCUGCUCAUAUCAUCUGGGAUUGGCCUGGUAAACUGGGCUUGCAAGUAGCAAGAUCUAUAUGUUUUUACAUAUUUUCAAGAUUUGAUUCACAUGGGAUUAUGGGUAUAGCCUGGUUUUCUGGGCUCCCAUUUGAGUGCGGUGAGAUCCCAACUCCCCAGGCUCUGAAUAUGAAUGUGUCACCCUGAUAAACUUGGCUGGAAAUGAUGUCACACUGCAUGUUUUGUCUGCCAAAAGCCCCCCAAAAAGUCAAAGUAAGUAAGUAACUAACUAACUAACUAACUAACUAUUAAUUAAGCAACUUUAUUUAUUUAAAGAGGGAAGCAUGUGACAGCAGCCUUUAUUCACUAUAUAACUGGGUGGGUAAUUGCCCACCCAGAAAUUGGAUUUGCCCACCCAGCCACAUUAAUUCUGCCCCUGAAAAUUCACCCACUUUUUUCCCUAUAAAGACAGGUAAAGAAAGAUUAAUUUUAUGUGCCUUUUUUAUGUGCUAAAUACUUUACUUGGUGAUUAUGGGUUAAAAUCUGCCUUUUUCCCCCUUCACUUUUUGAUUCGUAAACGGAAGAUUGGAGAACUUUCUCUCAAGUGAUAUAUAUGUAUAUAAUGCUCAGGGGCUACCCAUUGAUUAAACCGGAAAUUUUUUGCACAACAUUUUACUAUUAUUUGUCGGUUUUCAACAGUUUGUUGAUACAUCUACAUUUAAGAUAUCAUGAUAGAAAUUUCUCCAUCUUGCGCUUUUGGGUAAAACUUGACAUCCGAUAUUUUUGCAGUCUUAAAGAAUUUUUUUUUACUUUUGUCCCUCCCCCCCUCCCCCCGCCCCCAGGUAAAAUUCCUUAAAAGACACUGCACGCUAGUAUUCCAAAGACUGAUAACCUAGUGAUAAACAAGUAUGUAAGGAAUUAACAAAAUGAAGACUCAUAACACCAUUGUGAGCACUUGCUUGUCCGGCAAAGCAGGCCAGCCCGGUGGUUAAAUUUUUUGCAGCUGCACCUGGUUAGGCCUAAAAUUGCAUAUAAUAUUCCACUCAAAAUUUCCACAGGGCAAACUAGGAAACAUUGUUGCUGAAACAUUGUUGCGGAAACAUUGUUUCGCCAUGUUUCCAUGAGUGGGCAAACACUAAGAAACAUUAGCGAGAAACAUAGGGAAACACCAAAUGUUUUUGAAUACACCUUUCCCCUUUUAAGUGAGAUUUUGAUCUAGACAAGUCUGGACAAAAAUUUCAUCACAGCUUGAAAGAGCACUGCAAAAUUAGUAAUAUUCCGUAAUUUCGUAAGGUUGCAAAAUGUUGUAAAAUGCGGAUAAUAUAGCCUUGCAAAGUUUGCCGUUUUUCAGUCAUUUUGUAUUACAAACGGGAAAUUGAUAAUCAGAUGAUCAAACUGAUUAUCAAUUUCCCGUUUGUAAUGCAAAAUGACUGAAAAACGGCAAACUUUGCAAGGCUAUAUUAUCCGCAUUUUACAACAUUUUGCAACGAAACUUCGGAAUAUUACUAAUUACAAAUUGUGAUGCUCUUUCAAGCUGUGAUAAAAUUUUUGUCCAGACUAGUGUAAAUCAAAAUUUCACUUAAAAGGGGAAAGGUCUAUUCGCAAGGAAACAUUUUUGCUGCCCGGGAAGCAAAUUUUGUUUCCGCAACAAUGUUUCCACGGGUGGGCAAACAGGGAAACAUUUGAGGGAACAUCGAGAAUCACAAAUGUUUCCACAACAAUGUUUCCUAGUUUGCCCAGGGCUUAAGUUCUAUCGAGCGAGAGCCCAAGGUGGUAAUGUCAAAGGCUGAUCAUGUAAUGUAAGGCCUAAAAAAAUACCUGUGGUUCCGGUUUCAUAUCGUAAUAGGGUUGAAUUGCAGCUGCAUUCCCUUGGUUAGACAAUCUUCUGCUUGAAAUUCCAUCUACAAAAACCAUUCGUCAUGAUAUAGCCUAACAUGGCAUAAUUAUGACAGAUGAGCAUGAAAAGAAUGAAAGAGAUUUGCCUAACCCUGAGGUAUACUCCUUAAAAUUUUGCUCUGGGGAUUGGCUGUUAUCCAAUCAGAAAUCAUGAAUUCUUUAAAAUAAUAAUUAUUGAACAAUACUGUGAAUCAGUUUGAUUUUUAGGGGGGUUUUAUUUCUCUACAUCUCUAGCAUCCUAGUCCACUGUUUUCUUUUUUUCUUGUGUGUUUCAAACUGCCCUUGCCUCUUAAUUAUUAACUCAUUUAUCUGUGACUAUAUGCACCUAACAAUCUAUUUCAGGUGUGAGCACUCUCCCCUUGAUGAGUAAAGUUAUCUGGUGCUAGACAAAGUAAAAUAAGAAAGUUGGGCGGAUUAGUGCGUAAUACAACUCAAUGGGUUAAAGGGCUAAUUUUAUUAUUUUGCUCUCCUUGUUUUACUCCAGGUGAUAUUCGGUCGUUCCAGAAAAGAUUCACACUUUCCCUAGUCCCCACAGACAAAGUUUUGGCUGUCUGGAGGGGGUGGGAAAAUAAUUUGUUUCUGAUAAUAAUAGUAAGUGGGGAGGUAUGGAUGUUUUCUGGAAUGACCCAUCACUCAUAAAAGGGGAAAGUGUUGGAUAUUACAUGUAAUUGUUGGGAGUUGGGACAGGUGUAAUGCGCUCGUGGCUGUUAACAUGUUGUUAAUCGGCACAAUGUAUACGUAACCUGGACAUUUUCCUCAUCAAGAGGCUAGGAAUUAGUGUUGCGUCUUAUAAAUGUGUUAACCCAUUAAGCUGCAAUGUAUUCAAAUGCGCCCUAACUCUGUCUAUUAAAUGCCAGCCGAUUAAAUUCGUCAAGGAGAGAGUCUUGAGCUUUAAUGGGUUAACCAAAGAAUAUACAGUACCGCUCGCGUAUAUCUUAACAUACGAUACGCGUAUGAUACGCGUAUGAUACGCGUAUGAUACGCGUAUCAUACGAAUACGCGUAUCAUAGAAUACGCGUAUCAUACGAAUACGCGUAUCAUACGAAUACGCGUAUCAUACGAAUACGCGUAUCACACGAACGCGCGUAUCAUACGAAUACGCAUUACAAACAAAUAUUAGGCCGCUAUAAAAGUAAUAAAAGAUGUGAUUUAUAUAGCGCACUGCAAAUACGCAUAUCAUAUACACGCUAUUAUAAUUCGCCUAUUAAUUCGGAUACAGGUAAUCUGCACAUACACGUAUAUUGGGAGUUCUAAACAAAGCUAUAUACAACACAAUAUUCAAUAAGCAUCAACCUAUUGUAUAGGUGCUGAUAAUAGUAAUAAUUGUUGAUUAAAUAACUUGGGCCAUCGCCUGUUUUGUGAACAUUACUUUCAGAUUGUUUGUAGAUACGGAGACAACGCUGUUACAAUUUCCUCAGGACCUAUAUUCUAUAGACUAUCUAAUUAAAACGUCGUGCAUGGUGUCUUAAGCGGCAGCGUAAUCGGCUCUAUAUUGUAUCGAAGAGAGCACUUACUACCUGAACGGAGUUUUCUUGUAGUGCCUAUGCGACAAUUUUUUUUAUGAUUGAAUUGCAAAGUUCAUUUAAAAUCAUAAUAUAACUUAAAUUGUUUUCUAAAACUUUGUAUUCUUUCCUCUUUUCGACUUUGUUUGAUAUACAAAUGUGACUUAACGUCACACUGCAUAAUGAGUUUUUAGAAAGAAAACGUUUCCUUGCCAAACAUGACAUUGAAAGUGAUACACUUUAAGAGCUACCAUGCAAAGCGAUCAUUAAUUUAAGCGAUCAUUCAUCUGUAAAUUUGAGAUAAUGAGAAUUUUAACAAGCUACAACACAGUCUUCUGUAAAACGCAUUAUGCAGUGUGACGUCAUUUAAGUCACAUUUGUAUAUCAAACAAAGUCGAAAAUCUUGACAUACAGGAAAUAUUACAAAGUUUUAGAAAACAAGUUAUAUUAUGAUUUUAAAUGAACUUUGCAAUUCAAUCAUAAAAAAUUGUCACAUAGGCACGAAUAUACCGUAGUAUAUAAGUUUACCAUAUUAUUAUACCCGUAUAUCCUAAUAUAUGCGCGUAUCCCGUAAUUUUUAUGGAUUUGGCUUUUUAAAACAUGCAUGACCGUUUGAGCGUUCCACAAUGAAACAUACUGAAACUAUUAAAGAUGUAAAUAAUAUGGUAUUGCAAUAUUGCAAUGAUUUCAAUAUUGUUUUGGUUUCACUAUACACUACUACAAAUAAACAUAAAUUAGAAACACGUAUUGAUAAAGAGAAUAAUUUUAUAUUUUAUCGUUGUUUUGUCUUGACCUGAGUCUGUCAGUUGUCACCAUUAGCAAUUAUAGCUUCAAAUCUGUUGUCACUCGCACGUUUUCGCCACAUAUAAAUAGUAUAGAAAAUGCUUCCAAAUUUAACAUCCUAUAAGCGUCUAUCCUAGGUUUAGGGCGUGUAUCCUAGGUUUAGUGAAAUUGUAAUUGUCAGAUACACACCUAUUGUAUUUACGUUUGAUACGCGUAUAUGCGAGUAUCAAAAUGUAGUUUUGAUCGUAGUCGAUACGUCGACACGCGUAUUCAUAUGAUACGCUACGCGUAUGAUUGCAUACGCGUAUUCAUUGAUAUCAUAUGCGUAUUCGUAUGAUACGCUACGCGUAUCAUACGCAUAUGAUACGCGUAUUCAUAUGAUACGCUACGCGUAUGAUACGCGUAUGAUACGCGUAUUCAUAUGAUACGCUACGCGUAUGAUACGCGUAUCAUACGCGUAUCAUACGCAAAAAAGUGUUAAGAUAUACGCGAGCGGUACUGUAGUAACUAAAGGUAUCUUGUUAACCCAUUAAGCUGCAGUGCACCCAAAUGAGCCUAACUUUAUUUAAUUUACUCUGUCUAAUGCCAGACGUGUUUCUCAUCAAGGGAAUAAUCUUGCACUUUAAUGGGUUACCCAGACCAUAAUUUGUAGAUUUGCUCGUGACCAAUCAGCUGUGAUGUACUGAUGUGCUUCAGUGCUCCCUACUUUCAAACUGUCAUUGUACUCUGUCGAACACCCUGCGAAUCCUCUAGCAAGCGCUGGGGGCUUGUUCAUUUUGGGCACUUUUCAGGGAGGAACAUGUAGUAAUUAGAAAUGCAUUAAUAAUUAAACCAACAGGAACAACACUUUGCCUACAAGCUCUUUUUGCAGAACACUUAGGCUUAACAUAAUGAAAUUGCCAUCUGGUCAUGAUCCAGGACGUACUAAGGCCAAUGGAACUGUAGAUUCUGUUUACCGUCCACCGCCCGGAUGUGCUUGAAACUACCGCAAGAAUUUUUCAUUAUUCUUAAUUAUUUUCAUUAUUCGUCAUUAUUUUUAAUUCUACGCAUCGAAACUUUCAAAUAUAUAUCAAAUCAUCAAAUAUUCGAUAUAAAAAGCCGUACAUCGCUGAUGUAUGAUGGAUCAGUCGGCAUUUGUUCGGUACACUUGGAAAUUCGCGAGUCUGACAUGUGCAAAUUCGAAAACAAUGGCGUAACAAAGAAAUUUUCAGCAAGGGAAAGGCCAAAAAUGAUAAAAAGAAUGGUGGACAUAAGUGUUGAUGAUCGAGAUCAAAAGAAAACGAUUUAAGGAUCAUUUUUGGUCGGAAAAUAGAUAAUAACAAAAAUAAUGAAAAAUGAAUAAUGAAAAAAAACCGCAUCAGAUUUUUUAAAUUCUCGGACGGUAAACAGAAUCUACAGUUCCAUUGGCCUAACGUAAAAACGCGCAUGUUGUUCCAGAUCUGCACAUGCAAACAAGUUGCAACUUACAAGGUUUUUGUGGCCACUGCUUGUUCCCAGUUGUUGUGACAAAUCUGGAACGAGUUGUUAUCACCUCGUUAUAAGGUUGAUGAUGGUAAUGGACUUGCUACAAGUUGUUCCAACAAGACUAAUACAGGCUGUUCGUAACAAGUUGCUAGGAGCUUGCUAUAGGGAGUGUGCUGUGAAAUAUCUGUAUCUGUAUCUGUUCCAACAAGACUAAUACAGGCUGUUCGUAACAAGUUGCUAGGAGCUUGUUGUCUCAACUUUUUAACAACUUGUUACGUGCAUACGAUAUCAGACUUUUUGAAACAAUUUUAUUUGUUACGAUACAAGGGAGUAUUAUUAUUAUCAACCUUGUCACAACAAGUGCGAACUGCAUCUUAUUGACGAGAAGCUGUGAGAUUUUUACGCGUCGCGAACACUUCCUUGGCCUGGGAGAAUCGCUCUCAUGAAUCAAUGCGAAAGGAAAUUCGCUCACGCUUUAUGAGAGUGUACGUUUCGGUCCAAGGAUUGCAAGGAUUGUGACAUAAGUUUCACCAUGGAUAAUAAAAUAAAUGGAUAGGACUCUAGCUGACGUGACCUAAUGUUUUCAAUGGGCUGAUGGCGUGGUUGCAUAUUGAAACCUAGUUGCAAACCAAAUUCUCAAAAACGGCAUGUUUAGCAAUAAUACAGCUAAACAUUUUAGUCAAAGAGCAAAUGAAUAUAACUACGCCAUUCUACGAUGAAAAUCUCUAAGUAUUCCCAGUCAAUUUUACUGAAAUAUUUCAAGCACUAAACAGUGAAAAAGGCAUCCCAAAUUUCGUUAAAAUUGGGGACGCCAAUUUCGUAGCUACAAAGGUAAAAAAAUACAAAACAAAGACGAAAAACAUUAACCUUGAAUACUUUGUCGUGGCUUAGGCAUGUUUUUAAAACAAUUAGACCGGUUUAUGCUUCAAUAUUGCUCUUUUAAGGCGGAAAAUAUAGCGAAACAACAAAAAUGCAGAAAACUUUGCAAUACGCGUGACGUCACAGAUUGCAACUAGGUUGUUUUUGCUUACGUCAGCGAGAGUCCUAUCCAUUUAUUUUAUUAUCCAUGGUUUCACAACAGCUCAAUCGUGGCAAAAUGGCUCCAGUAAAAGUGAAGAUAUUUUCAAUUCACGCCGUAUACAGUAAUGCAGGUACUUUUAUAAUACAAAAGUGUACAGUACUUUCGAGUCCAAAAUUAAAAGUUUCGCAUACAAGACAAUUGGUUCGAGAAUCGAUGCUACACCCACAAAUCAUAUUAUCAACCAAACAAAAAGUUUGGAUUCACCGACUUCGCGGAAGAAACCAGCUAGUUUUAAAUGUACGCCUCGUGGAAGCUCGCACUGCUUUACACAUGUCACUUUUAUGAGUCAGUCAAUGCUUUAGUCAGUCAAACCCGUGACCCGAACGUCGUAGGUUUUCUCCGGGUACACCGGUUUCCUCCUACAGGGAAUGUUAAUUGACAGGUUGGGUUGGGAUAAGCCCCACACUGGCCCUUCCGCCGCAUCUGUGCUCUGUGAUCAGAGAUGAGUACUCAUCAGAUGGCUGCCGAAGGCGCCUUUAGAGGGUCGGCACGAAGCUCUAGGAAGAUGUUCUGUGAUUGGUUGAUUAUGACAAUGACAAAAGAAUAAGCUAUAGAACGGAUUUUCUAAAGAACGAAGCAAAAACAAUAUUCCUUUUGUUUAUGUAAGCCAAUUACGUCUUUUGUCAUUGUCAUAGUCAACCAGUCACAGAACAUCUUCCUAGAGCUUCGUGUUUACUGCCUUUAGAAGACUUCCGCCCAUACUCAAUGAGUGGAGGUUCAAUCUGAGCUUCUCUCGAUUGUCAUUGCUGUUUUUGAAUAGCUGGAGGGUUAGUGUCGUACCUUACUAUGUGACUACUCACCCUCCAGCUAUUCAAAAACAGCAUUGACACUCAAGAAAAGCUCAGAUUGAACCUCCACUCAUUGAGUGUGAGUGAGCUUUUAGAAUACGGGCGUUCGAGUCGGCCAGGUUCAGCUGCGAGCUGCGUCCUUCGCAAUGGACCAUUUGCAUUAUAGACUAAAUUUUGAUCUAAACAAAAAUUUCAUCACAGCUUGAAAGAACAUCACACAAUUAGUAAUAUUCCAAAGUUUCGUUGCGAAAUGUUGUAAAAUGCGGAUAAUAUAGCCUUGUGAAGUUUGCCGUUUUUCAGUCAUUUUGUAUUACGCACGGGAAAUUGACAGCCCAAUCGGGUGUUGGGGCAUCAAUUUUCCGUUUGCAAUACAAAAUGACUGAAAAUUGCAAAUUUCGCAAGGCUAUAUUAUCCGCAUUUUACAACAUUUCGCAACGAAACUUUGGAAUAUUACUAAUUUUGUGAUUCUCUUUCAAGCUGUGAUGAAAUUCUUGUCUAGAUCAAAAUUUAGUCUAUAAUGCAAAUGGUCCAUUCAGCUUAGAUUUUAAGCUGCAAGUAAGCAUGUUAUCACACGGCCGAACUUACUUAAUUAUCAAUGCGUUUUAUGAUUUCUGUGAGCUUUGUGAUUUUCCAUCCAUAGUGUGAAAUGAAAUUUUAGGUAUUUUAGUCUAGAGGUUAACUAAAUUUGUGGAGUUAAGCUAAUUCCCUUGUUAACCCAUUUAGCUUAUCACUGGAUGGAAAUGAGCGUGAAAAUGCGAUUUCUUGGCCACAAAGGCAUUCCUGAGAUUAAACAACUAAACGAACGAAGUGCUGUUGAACUAGGGGCUGAAGCUCUAGGAGAAGCUAUUGUUCUCAGUAUUUGCAUGGCCCUCAUUUGUGUUGAGUUCCGUCGCGGCAAGCUCAAAGAAGCAAAGAAAGAGAAAGCACGAAUUGAUGAAAAGGUUGCAUUAAAACGUCAAGUUGAAGAGUUGGGAAUUAAAAUUGAUACAUUGUCAGCAGAAUUUAAAGGAAAUACAAACAAAUCUAGUUUACAAAAAUUAGCCAAUGUCGAACAAACGAAAUAAUUUUGACCAGGAAUGUAGGAAAUAGUGUGUUUUUUUAAAUUUAAUGCAUGCAUGCAUACAUGGAAUAUAUUAUGUAUUUGCAGUAAUAUCUCCCUAGAAAGAGAAAUUAAAUAUUUAUUUUUGUACAUGCACGAAUGUAUCCACAUUUGACAAUCAGUUUGCAUUUUAUGCAUCUCGUGCAAUCAAGCUUCAACUUGUAUUCAGCGUGCUGUUAAAAAGAUUGCAAAGUCUUUAAUAUCCAAUCGUGCUUAUGCAGAAACCUCACUAAUGUUUCCUAGUGUUUGCCCACUCUUGGAAACAUGGCGAAACAUUGGUAGGAAACAAUGUUUCCGCAACAAUGUUUCCUAGUUUGCCCAGGGCUUUAGUUCAAAAGCAAGAAUUGUUUGGCAACGUUUGAUAUGUCGAAUGAGCUGAAAUUUUUAUAUUUUUACAAAAAUAUUAAUGCGAUCUGCACAAAAUAUGUGAACUAUUAACAUAAAGUACUAGUAGUUACUCAAUCGCUCAUCAGCUUGAUGCUGUCAGCUUGAUGCUCUCAGCUUGAUGCUGUCAAAACAAGAUGAAUCGAGAAAAUGCCUGGACGAUAACAACGGGAUUUUUAAGCGGCAAUAGACAGAUUUAGAAAAGACGACGAGGCAUACGGUUAGCACUAUUUUCCAUCCAGCAAACUGACCUGACGUCAUUUUCGGAAGAUGGAAGAGGUGUUAAAUGGCUAUGUAACUAACCCAAACCCUACCCCUACUCUAACCCUAACCACAACCCUAACCCUAACCGAAAUAAUAAACAAAUCCAAAAAGAAAUUCGACUUUAGAAAAUCGGUAGGGCCAACACCGCGGAAAAACGUCUGCGCAUGCACCAAAUUAUGAAAAUAUGGCGGGGAAUUUGAACAUCAAUUUCUAAAACAAAAACAUGCCUAUUAAUUGGUCAAAAAUUAGUAAAACAAACGAGAAAAUAUAGCAAAUGGGUAGACUAGACAUUAAUUGAAAGCGUCCUGGCAUUUAAAGUAUGGAAUGAAAUAUAAUUCAUGUAAAAAAUUGUUGAUUUUAACGGACACGGCUUCGAAAAUUUUUGCAAAAUUAUUCAAAACAAAAAUUCAAACUAAAAAGUUAAGAAAACUCUCGAAAAGUUAAGCUUCUUAACCCACUCAAAUUGUAGAAUAAAUCCUAAAGUUUAAUUAUUGUGAACACGAAAAUUUUUUAUAUUUGGCG